Amaranthus tricolor (Joseph's coat) is the source of this 1112-nucleotide messenger RNA. Its product is annotated as transcription factor MYB44-like. Gene Ontology annotation, biological process: regulation of DNA-templated transcription. The record is from RefSeq and is a predicted model, not a curated record. Gene Ontology annotation, molecular function: DNA-binding transcription factor activity, RNA polymerase II-specific; RNA polymerase II cis-regulatory region sequence-specific DNA binding. Gene Ontology annotation, cellular component: nucleus. Lineage: Eukaryota; Viridiplantae; Streptophyta; Magnoliopsida; Caryophyllales; Amaranthaceae. The transcript has a single exon. The coding region runs from base 97 to 816 and encodes 239 amino acids.
CAUUCUUUCUACCACGAACACCCUCUAAUCUUAGAGGCCACAACAUCUCCGCCUCCUCACAAAUUUCAAUUUAGGGUUAGGGUUUGGGUUUGAAUUAUGGAAAACCUCCAAAAUCUAUCAAUGGCGGCGGAUCGUAUCAAAGGUCCUUGGAGUCCUGAAGAGGAUGAACUCCUUCAAAGAAUGGUGCAAAAAUACGGUGCUAGGAAUUGGUCUGUGAUUAGCAAAUCUAUUCCUGGUAGGUCUGGAAAAUCUUGUCGACUUCGUUGGUGUAAUCAGCUUUCACCAGAAGUUGAACACCGACCGUUUUCUCCCGAGGAAGAUGAUAUCAUCGUUAAAGCGCACGCGAAGUAUGGUAAUAAGUGGGCUACGAUUGCUAGACAUCUCAAUGGUCGCACUGAUAAUGCGAUUAAAAACCACUGGAAUAGUACUUUGAAGCGGAAGUUUUCGUCGAUUACUUCGGUCGGUGAUGAAAUUUUUCGACCGAUAAAACGGCCUGAGAUUUCCUCCUCUCCGCCAUUGAGUCCGACGGAAUCUGACGUCAGUGAUUCAUCCGGCGUCGUUUUUCGAUCAUCAUCGGGUAAUCUGGUAGAGAAGAAUGAGGAUGAGCCGUUACUUGAGUUGAGUCUGUGUUUACCUGGAAUUUCCGAGAAUAACAAUAACGCGAAUACUCGGAGUGAGUCGACUCAAGAGGUGACUCGCGGUGGCAAGGAAGCGAUGUCGUUUAGUCCUGAGUUAAUGGUGGUGAUGCAAGAAAUGAUAAGGAAAGAAGUGCGACACUAUAUGAUGGAAGCUGAGAGAAAUGGUGGUAGUACUUAGUUUUCUGAUGGUGAAGAAAAUGCUCGAAACGCCGUCUUUCAGCGCUUUUACGAUGGCCAUUUUUAUUGAUGGAAAGGAUGGAUUUUCCUGCAUAUUUUCUCUUUUUGUUUUUUUCAAAUUUAAAGUUCCCCUUUUGUUAAGAUUUGGGCAGUUUCUUUCACAAGUUGUUUUGUGAAAAAAAAAAUGUACAAAAAAUGAGGAGACAGAGCCAUAGAUCGUUAGGAGUAAGAAAAAAAAUCAGAUAUUUUACUAUUUAGACUCAAAACAUUGAAAUGGACCAACAUUUUUGGUAGAAA